Molecule: messenger RNA, 2901 nt
Organism: Esox lucius (northern pike)
Lineage: Eukaryota; Metazoa; Chordata; Actinopteri; Esociformes; Esocidae
Product: gastrula zinc finger protein XlCGF67.1-like
Exons: 4
Coding region: 500-1252 (250 amino acids)
Biological process (GO): regulation of transcription by RNA polymerase II
Molecular function (GO): DNA-binding transcription factor activity, RNA polymerase II-specific; RNA polymerase II cis-regulatory region sequence-specific DNA binding
Source: RefSeq, a predicted model, not a curated record
UUUGAGUGUCAGUCUUAAGAUGAGAGAGAGCUUAAAGUUAGGGGUUAAAGGAAAUUCAUUUAGGGACUUACUUGGACAAUCAUCAAAAUGAAAUUAGUGCACUUUUAUUUUGCUUCUUAAAAGCCAACGGACUUGCAAAUAGGAUAUAGUUUCUCUGGCCCACACUCCAGUACCGUAGGUGGCGGUAAUGCACCAUCGAAAUUGGAUGCCAACCGCCCUUAAAAAUUGAAGAAGUAGAAGUCCUCCAACCUGGUUAGGCUUUUUGUUGGUGUCCGUUUCUUUUUAUUGCAGAUGAUUUCUGGUGACGUCCAAUUUGUCAUGACAACUAUGGGAACCUCCUGUCUGGCAGCUAUACCCAUUUGAUUGAAUAGGACAGAAACAUCAACACUGUGAGGGCAAACCCAUCCUGUUAUGUUUUAUCCAUUUUGACUACAAGUCCACAGAGUCACUGGAUUCUGGUUGUGACAGUGGAGUCCAGUUUGUACCACAGGAUCCAGAGAUGACAGUGAAGAUGGAAGACUGCUGUCAGACACUGGAGCUGAAUGUCAUCAUUAAAGAUGAAGAAGAGGAGGAGGAGAUUGGGACGUCUGUUUAUCAUGGAGACCAUGUUGAGGCACUCCCUUCAUCCAAAGAUCCAAAGCAAGAAGAUCAUGCAGCUGAGAUUUCUCACCACUGUCCACAUUGUGAGGAGAUUUUUCCAAAUAUCUCCAGCCUAAACGUACACCUAAAAAUACACAUAGGAGAGAAGCCAUACUCCUGCUCUGACUGUGGAAAAAGUUUCUCCCAACAGGGCCACUUAAAAUCACACAAAAGCAUACACACAGGAGAGAAGCCUUACUCCUGCUCUGACUGUGGGAAGAGCUUUAGAAUAUCACAGUCUCUGAAGGUUCAUCAGAGAGUUCAUACAGGAGAGAUGCCUUACUCUUGCUCUGACUGUGGAAAGCGCUUCAGAAUGUCAAGUGCUUUGACAGUUCAUUUGAGAGUUCACACAGGAGAGAAGCCGUACUCCUGCUCUGACUGUGGAAAGAGCUUCAGAACAACAAGCGCUCUGAUAGUUCAUCAGAGAGUUCACACAGGAGAGAAGCCUUACUUCUGCUCUGACUGUGGAGAGAGUUUCUUUCAACAGGGCCACUUAAAAUCACACCAACGUGUACACACUGGAGAGAAGCCCUACUCCUGCUCUGACUGUGGAAAGAGUUUCUUUCAACAGGGCCACUUACAAAGACAUAAACGUAAACACACAGGACAGUAGCCUUGUAGGACAGUAAUCAUUUUCAUAUUAGUGUGUUAGAAACCCUCUAAUAUGAAAUACAGCAAUAUUUUACAUCUACAUAUUUGUCAUUUGGUGGACACUCUCAUACAGCCUAUUAAACUGUAUUUAACUCUAACAGACAAAAAAGGAGAGAUGCCGCCAAAGAACAUUAAUCAUUCAGAAAAGACUAAGAGAAUGGUCUUAGACAGCAAAUGUUUUUACUUUGUCAGAAAAUCACAAUAAACAAAGCAAUAUGGCGCCCAUAGAACAGGAUAGUGCUACCAUGAACAAAAUAUUAUUCUAAAAUUGAUGGUGGCAUACAAAGAACGAAAUCCCUAGUGACCCUUUUCCCCAAAACCUGGACAGGGGGAUAUAGACACAGUGAAACAGUGACUUUUAUAAACAUCUGAGAGCAGUUUGAAUUAAAAUGCCCACUAAUGAUCAAUCAAAUUAGCUUUCAGACAGAUAUUUUAACUGGUUGUGAUCUUUUACAUCGCUGCUUCACAGAGAUGACAGAAUGGGGGAUGGCAAGACUUCCUGAGCCAAAUGCGUACGAAUCUUGGACACAGUGACAUCAGAGUCAGGGGUUUUAUCGUCCCUCUAAAACACACAGUAGGACCUUGGACACAGUGACAUCAGAGUCAGGGGUUUUAUCGUCCCUCUAAAACACACAGUAGGACCUUGGACACAGUGACAUCAGAGUCAGGGGUUUUAUCGUCCCUCUAAAACACACAGUAGGACCUUGGACACAGUGACAUCAGAGUCAGGGGUUUUAUCGUCCCUCUAAAACACACAGUAGGACCUUGGACACAGUGACAUCAGAGUCAGGGGUUUUAUCGUCCCUCUAAAACCCAUAGAAGCGUUAACUGUGUCAUUAUUGCACACAAUUUUAAACUUGGGAAUUCCCAUCAGGCCUGCAACAUUGGUCUUUGUUUACCAACCUGUAACUAGUUUGCAUACUAUCUUUCAAUCUGCAUAUAUCUGUUAGUCAGCUAGCUGUCUAGCUUUAUUCUGAUAUAUUUGAAAGUCAGCUUGAAUGACCCACAUUUGUUGACUAUUAUUUUGAUUUGUCUGUUCUCUCUCAUUCCCUCUCAUCUAUGCCAUUUGCAUGUCAUGUGCUUAAGCCUAGGAGUAACUCAUCCCUGUUGCCAUGGUAGCCUACCGAUUCAAUAGAUGAGACGUAUUCCUCCUAUUUCCACGUACUGGUAGAGGUCCUGGUGGUUAUCCACAUGGAUAUCCGGAAAACAUUCCAUGAAGAUUAUGAAGAACUAAAUCUUCACUGCAAGAAUAGUAGAAAUGUGAGAGAUGUAAAAUAUUGUUCUUAUGUAUGAUCUAAAAUAAAUAAUCUUUAAGGUUUUCAAAAAAACCUGGCAUAUUAACUUUUUUUUAAUAAAAUACAUAAUUUGAAAGAAAAUUGUUGUGAUUCAUUCCGGAGAUUGACACUAUCCCUAUCCAUGAAAUAAGUCUAUUUCAUCUGUAAAGCAAAUUUCAUGAACUGAAUUUUUGAGUGGCUAGUGUAACAGUCACAAGUAUGACUUUGCUCAGAAAUUCUAAAAUUACUGCAGUUUCUGGUGAUUGUUUUCAAAUUGUUUCUGUAAUGGUUGUAUGCUGCUUCUUAUGUCAAAUAAAAAACCUAUUUAUGUUUCAAA